This is a messenger RNA of Carica papaya (papaya), 1517 nucleotides long. RefSeq names its product DHHC-type zinc finger family protein. NCBI's taxonomy places the organism in Eukaryota, Viridiplantae, Streptophyta, Magnoliopsida, Brassicales, Caricaceae. The record is from RefSeq and is a predicted model, not a curated record. Gene Ontology annotation, molecular function: palmitoyltransferase activity.
UUGCAUACUCCCCAAACAGGAUUUUGAACCGCAGUCUCCUGGACGAGGACUGAGGUAAACACGAAGCCAAGCACGCCCAUUUCAUCGGUCAUUUUCCUGCUACGCUGCUUUUGUUGUCUCUCGCCGAUCGCCACCACCGGCGUCGGUAACAAAGGAAACUUGAGUGACAAAAACCUGGCUUCAGAUAUUUGGAAACGCUUAUUCUCCCGGCGAACACGAAGAUCCGUCUCCUUCCUCCCUCAACUCGGGAUACGUCGUCAUUUUAAUCCUGGGAUGCAGAUAAACCUCUUCAAGCUUUGCUCUGGACUCAAGGUCCUCGGCUACUUCAUGAUCCUUCUUGUCGCCGCAAUAAUCGCUGUCUCCUACUACGCCGUCGUCGUCCUAACCUGGGGCCCCCGCUUGCUUCGUGGAGGAUUCCACUCCUUUUUGGCUUUGUCAAUCAUCUUACUGUUUCAUGUUCUGCUUGUACUGUUGAUGUGGAGCUACGUUAUGGUGGUCUUUACGGAUCCUGGUUCUGUCCCGGAAAAUUGGAGACCCGUUUCAUCAUAUGAAAGUUUGGAGGCUGGAAGUUCCACGAUAAUUCCAGAUGGUGGAGGUCCUGAGAUUUCCGGAUCUUCAUGGUCAUCUCCUGAUGGUUCAGAAAGAAGACCGCCAGCAGGUUACUGCAUACAUUGUCAAAAUGGCAAGCCACCACGUUGCCACCACUGCUCUGUUUGUCAAAGAUGUGUUCUUAAGAUGGACCACCAUUGUGUCUGGGUUGUGAAUUGUGUUGGAGCAUGCAACUACAAGUUUUUUCUUCUUUUUCUGAUUUAUACAUUUUUGGAGACAACACUGGAUACCCUUGUCUUGCUGCCUGGCUUUAUCAAGUUCUUUGGCCAUGCCAAGAAUCAUUCUGGAUCUCCAGGCAACUUAGCAGUCACUUUCUUGGCUUUUGUUCUCAAUUUAGCUUUUGCGCUGAGUCUUCUUUGUUUCAUUGUCUUGCAUGCUUCUCUUCUUUCGAGCAAUACCACUUCAAUAGAGGUAUACGAGAAGAAAGGAACAGUAAGGUGGAAGUAUGACUUGGGCCGGAAGAAGAAUUUUGAACAGGUUUUUGGCAAAAAGAAGGUACUAUGGUUCUUCCCGUUGUUUUCAGAAGAAGAUUUACAGAACACUCCAGCACUCCAUGGCCUUGAUUUUCCAACACGUUCAGAUGUUGAGGCUUGACGUGAGACUUGAAAUAUCCUGCUCAUUCUGGUUGUUGUAGCUAUUAUGUAUCCUUUUGUGUUAACAAUAUAGAGCUUGGGUACAAAGUUUGGCCAAUAUUCUUUUUUUCAAGUGUUUGAACAUAUUAUAUCAUAAUGUUGGUGAUCGGAAGGUGUAUAUAAGAUGAUUUUGCCAUGAAUUACAAUUCCUUUUCACGGGAACUGUUGGAGGUAUUUUUGGUUUGAGAAAAACUAUCCCCAUUCGGCCCAAAACUUUGGAUUGAGCCAUACUAUUGCGUUGUGAAUGAUCGGUGCAAGAAUUGGAUGAUUAUUUCA